Thunnus maccoyii (southern bluefin tuna) is the source of this 5177-nucleotide messenger RNA. It is a transcript of the gene gckr, whose product is annotated as glucokinase (hexokinase 4) regulator. The transcript has 20 exons. The coding region runs from base 195 to 1997 and encodes 600 amino acids. Gene Ontology annotation, biological process: carbohydrate derivative metabolic process; glucose homeostasis; negative regulation of glucokinase activity. The record is from RefSeq and is a predicted model, not a curated record. Gene Ontology annotation, cellular component: mitochondrion; cytosol; nucleoplasm. Lineage: Eukaryota; Metazoa; Chordata; Actinopteri; Scombriformes; Scombridae. Gene Ontology annotation, molecular function: enzyme binding; fructose-6-phosphate binding; enzyme inhibitor activity.
CCAAAAUGGCGAAGGCGUAGCUCUGCUGCUGCGCGCUGAUGUUGCAAUGGAACGACCAGUUGGUUUCAUUUCAUAACAAUAUAAAGCCGAGAACGAUAUGGUUUUCAUUUUGAAUCACUGCACCUGACAAAAAGGAAGCAGACUGCAUAAAGGGACGUUUCUUGUGACAAACUGUUUUUGGCAGAAAAGGCACAAUGGCGGGAUCAGACUGGACUUGUGGUCUCUCCACUAUGCGUGAAUGGGAGUCCCCAGAUUAUGAGCCGUCACUUCCUGUUUCUGAGAAGUCAAACCCCCUGACACGUGACAUCGACAGAGCCUCAGCCAGUCAUAUGGUGAGGAUGUUACAGGCCUGUGACGCCCAGAUGUUUCAGGAAGAGGCAGGAACCACUUACCAGAGGCUUUUGAGUGACAAAGUGGUGAAAACCAUGAUGGAGGUCGCUGAGAGAGUGGCGCUCAUCCUCAAGGAUCCUCAGGACAGCCUUGUUGUACUGAGCGGAUGUGGGACUUCUGGUCGACUGGCUUUCCUUAUCGCGUCAAGUUUCAACAGAGCACUGAGGCAGCCGAAGCAGAGUUCGGUCUAUUCAUACAUCAUUGCAGGAGGAGACAGAGCUCUGCUUUCCUCUCAAGAGGCUCCUGAAGACGACGGCAAACUGGGCAUGCUCAGUCUGAAGAAGGUCUGUGAGGGGAAGAGGCGGGUCUUGUUCAUUGGCAUUUCCUGUGGAUUAUCUGCUCCAUUUGUGGCAGGUCAGCUGGACCUCUGCCUGCAGCACCCUGAGGUCUACACUCCUGUACUGGUUGGCUUCAACCCUGCACAUCAGGCCAGGGAUGAGCCCAUACCAGGCUGCACAUUCACUUUUCACAGUGUGGUACAAAGGAUGCAGGAGCUUUCCAAAAGUCAGAUGGCCUUCCUCAUCAACCCAUCAGUUGGGCCAGAAGGCAUCAGUGGCUCCUCCAGGAUGAAAGGAGGCAGUGCCACUAAGAUUCUCCUGGAGGUUAUCAUGUCCGCUGCUCAUGCUGCUGCCUUCUCACACACACCCAUCACACACAAGGGCAUCCUGCAGCAUUUGAGAGUGUAUGAGAAAACUCUGGAUAUCACGUACUCUCAGAGUGAGGGGAUAACUGGUCUGGUGGAGGCAGCUGGGCAGAGUUUACGCUGUGGGAGGCGUGUGUGUUACCUGGGCUGGGGCUCUCUGGCUGUGCUGGGCCUCAUCGACGCCAGUGAGUGUAACCCCACGUUCGGAGCAGCCUACGAAGAUAUUCAAGGUUUCGUGAAUGGAGGAUACAGAGAGCUGAACAACAAUGACGGUCCGCUUACUUCACUGGGUCCUGAGUUUUGCAUAGCACAUGAGGAUUUUCUGCAUCAAGUCCUGCCCUCUCUCAAUGACCAGGACACCGUUCUACUUAUCUACACACACUCAGAUGACGUCAGUGAAGUGGCAAAGGUGGCACGCAGAGUGAGAGAAAAGACAUCCAACCUCCAUGCAGUUUAUCAUCAGGUUGAUGGAGACACUGCUGCUGCUUUACAAGAUGACAUCAAUAAAUUGUGUUUAUCCACACUAAAAAUCACUUGGCCGUCACCUACUUCAAGGAGCUCACUACACAUGCAGUGGGAGCUGUCCACUAAGCUGGUGCUGAACGCUGUGAGCACCGGCGCUCACGUCUUAAAGGGGAAGAUUUACCAGAACCACAUGAUCGACGUGCAGGUCACCAACAGCAAACUCUACCGCAGAGCCACACGUUUACUCCAGAAGCUGACUGGUCGUCCUGAGUCCCAAUGUAAGGAAGCACUUCUGAAGGCCGUCUACCGAGUGGACAAGUUGACUGGGGUCAUAACGUCCUCUGACAUGACCACACACACACUCACUGCCAGAAACACAACCAAGGUGGUCCCUCUGGCUUUGGUCUGUUUGCUGACUAGUUGCUCUCUCAUGGAGGCGGUGUCUCAUUUGGAGCAACAGCCAAUCGUGAGGGAGGCUGUGGAGGCAUGCCUGUCAUAAUUUGCAAGGCAUAAUGUCACCGUCAGAAGGAGAUGGAAACAGGCAAAGUCUGUACACACAUGCAGUACAUUAUGCAUUUAAUCAAGCCCCUGUUUCCCCUCCACAGAGAGCUCAGAGUCUUAAUGUCUCUUUAAUGUCUCAGAUAAACAGAAACUGACUAUAUUUAGUAUUUAAGUAUAGUUAGUGUAACUAAUCCGAACCCUAACCCAGAUGAGUCAAAGGUAAACAAAGUCUGCCGUUGUUGGCUCUUGCUUUGAUUAUAGGCUAAUGUCUUUUACAAGCCAAAAGGUCAAUAAACAACCAAACACAUCAUGACAGUAAGUGGCGGACUUGACACCUCAACACCAGAAAACCUGACCAGAAUAACCUGCAUAUUAUACUGUCAAUCUGUGCUAUAGAAAGGAAAAAGCAUUUGGGAAUAAGUAGUUGCAAAUACAGUUAUAAAAAUUCAAUGUAAUGCACUUUUUUGGAAGUGACAAGCACAAAAGACAGUGUUGUCCUGAUGUAUUGACCAAAGCAGUUUUAAAACACCAAUACCUGUCUGUCUGUUUACUUUUACUACUGAAUAAUGAACUAAGUUUUUGAUUUAAAAGAAACAAAAACAAAUAAACACAUCAUACUUCAUUACUGAAUUAUAUUAAAAUGUCUAAAAUUGAUAAUGAGCGGAGGUUUCACUGAUAUGUGCAUUCUGUAACAGUUUUCUGAAGGUAAAGACACUACCACAUUGGUCCGCGUGAUGUAAGUCAACCUCAAUCCCUGUGACUCAACACACACACACACUCACACAGGUACUGGAUUAGUGUGACGUGUGAAUGUAUCUUGAGAGCAGCUGAGCAGCUUUGGAAACACCUUUGGGGCAGAGCCAAAGGCAGGUAGGGAAGCACAGAGUGUUUUUGCUCUGUGCCUCAGGAAGGUAAAGUGCACAUCAGAUCUGGAUCAGAAAGCAUUAGCACAUAAUUCUACUAGACUACUACCACAUACUCUAUAUACAUGUACGUAGUGACCAAUUUGAUUGUCAAAUACAGUAGUUUAACAUUAAUUUAAAGUUAUCAUGAAGCGUCUGUUGCUCCCAAUUAAAAAAAAUGUGUCAGCAUGUUCACACAGCAGAACAAUUUGAUGUAAAAACAUCUUUCAGCAGCUGCAGGAAGGCUGGAUAGAUGACUAGCACACUCUCAACAUACACAUUGAUUUUAUGAUUGGGCCAGAUGGGGGGUUCAUACAAAUAUUACACUACAACAGAGAGCCCAGGGUUAAAACUAGAGGGUUGGUUUCUCAGAUUUUCACUUACCCUCAGUGGUACCUAUUCAUACUGAUAUUGUUGGUUUUAUUUGCUCAGGUUUUGAGACAUCUGUCACUGAGAUUUCUUCUGCUGCGACAAUAUUUGAAGUAAAUGGAAUUUCAUUUCUGUUAGAUAAUUUCCAAACUAGGCUCUCAAUUUUUUUUUUAACAGGGACCGUUCAGCACUGUGAGUACCACGAAUAAAGUUCCAACUGAAGUAAUAAUUCGACAUUUCUCUCUUGCUGAGAGUUAGACGAGAUGGUCGAUACCACUUUCAUGUCUGUAUGCUCAAGCCAGCAGGUGGUUAGGAGGGGGAAACAGCUUGCCUGCCUCGGUCUGUGUUGUAUCUCAUUUGUUUAAUCCAUAUACAAACAGAGAUAUAAAAAUGGUUGUGUGGAGGAGCAGAGUUUUUAAAUUUUUGGUUAGAGCCAAAUGUGUAGCACAGCAAAAGUAGCUAAUUAGCUUAUUUGUGUCUAUGAGGCAAGUAGUUGAAUUAAGAAUGAAAGGUUUUCCUGUGCUUCCCAUUCUGUACAUAUUGUGUGUUGGAGUUACUGGUAUGUGAAUUAUUAGGCUUUGGAGUGAGCCAGGCUAGUUGCUUCCAGCCUUUAUGCUAAGUUAAGCAAGAGCCUGCUGGCUCUAGCACCAAAGUUAAUGCACACACAUCAGAAUGAUAUUGAUCUUAUCUGUCUCUUAGGAAAAACGUGAGGACAUGUAUGUCCUUCAAAGCUUAGAGACAGAUAUUCAAAUCCUGCGGGGGAAAAAACUAAACAAAACUACAGUAUCUGAUUGGCUAAGGUGAGUGAAAAAUAAAUAUAUAUUUUGCAAUUUAGUUGAACCAACCCUUUAGGUGUUUGAUUCUUGAGUCAAAGUCAAGGCUCCAUGAAACAAAAAGUCAGCCCUUGGCACUCAAGCCUAGAUCAAGUUAGAUCACACCACUGUGAAGUAAGAUGUUGCUCAAUGUUGUUCCUGCUCAGUGCCACAAAGAGAAGUCAGCAAUCUAGCAACAUUUUACUUUAGCACACACUGUUUCACAUGGUGAAAUAACAUGAGUCACCACCCUGUCCACAUGUCUUUAUUUAUAUUAAUAUUAUUACAUUCAUAUACAUUUGUUCUAGGUACAUGAUGUUCACUUGGUGAUGUCACAGAUUGAUGGACAGCCAAACAGACCAAUAGCAGCAUAGGCACACACACACACCCCCCCUGGUACCACAAACAGGAGGCCUUAAGAGAUAAAAAUGUUUUGCCUCAUUCACACUGACCAUUUGCAGAAUAUCUCUGCUCUAAAGGUAUAGUCAGGGAUUAAGCCUCGAGCCCAGCUCACUCAGCCUUAUUUAGUUUAAACAAGAGAAAAUAUUCCUUAGGGGUCUCAAAAAGUAUAUUUUCCAGCAUUUUAAAGAGCAGGUUUGAUCCAUCCCAGCCUCUUUAACAGGCUCUCUGAUUCUGCUUGAGAGCCUCUAACAGAGAGAGAAGUGAAACAAAAGACAGCCACUUAACCAUGAUUUCCCCCUCUGUUUCUGUUGAUCUACCUUCAUAUAACCAUGGAUACAGUAAGGCAUCAGUAACACGCUGGUUAUGUAAACCCCACCUGAAUCUACAGCAUGUAACACACUUAAGAGCUCUGGAAUUUAAGCAGCAGAGGAAGAUAUGCAUCAACCUGAAAUUCAGACUGGCGUUUACUGUAAAUUUUUCUGUGUCAGAAACACAAGAUGGCUCUUCUCACAGAUACGCUCAGUGUCACAGUGGGCUCUGUUCAGGCCUGGGUUCGUGGGAAAAUAAAUGCAUGUACAGUAUAUUAAUCACAGUAAAUGGACUAGAUAAAUAUAAUGAGGUACAGUUGCUGAAAAGAACACAAGAGUUUACCCAGAAGUAUGUUUAAAGAAAAAACACAUCAAUAAUAUUCAU